AUGGCGCGGCCGAUCGGUGCCCGCGUGGUGCUCCGGCUUGUCGUGGUUGCGUUGCUCGUCGUGCUGCCUGGGCACGUGGCGCCGGACCUGGCGGGGGACCGCGCGGCGCUGCUCGCGCUGAGGGACGCUCUGGACCCGGGGCAACGCCUCCCGUGGGACCCCUCGGCGCCGACGCCGUGCGGCGGACAGUGGCGCGGCGUCGUGUGCUCAACCUCCGUCUCCGGUGCUCGCGUCGUGGAGCUGCGGUUGCCCGCCAAGGGGCUGAUUGGGACGAUACCGGUGGGCACGGUGGGGAACCUCACCGCACUCCGGAAGCUGUCACUCCGGUUCAACGCCAUCUCCGGCGGGAUACCCGCGGACGUUGGCGGCUGCGCCGAGCUCCGGGUCCUGUCCCUGAGGAGCAAUCGGCUAACCGGCGCCGUGCCGGAGGGUUUCUUCUCGCUGGCGCUUCUCAACAAGGUUGACCUCGCCGGGAACCACCUCACCGGCGGCGUGUCGCUGGAGUUCAACAGCCUCACACAGCUGGACACGCUUAACCUCGAGGAAAACAACCUUGGCGGCACGCUACCGGCGGGGCUUAACCUUCCGAACCUUGCGCAGUUCAACGUGUCGUUCAAUGCGCAGCUCACUGGCCCCGUGCCUGCAUCGCUCGCCAGGAUGCCGGCGAGCGCCUUUUUCGGCACGGGGCUCUGCGGCGCCCCUCUCGCCUCGUGCGCCAACUCCACGCCGCCGGCGCCACCGCCGUCAUCGCCUGGGGGUGGCAGCAAAAGCGGGAAGCUAUCCCGUUGGGCAAUCGUCGGAAUCAUCGUCGGCGCCGUGUUCAUAAUCCUGCUCGUCAUGGGGUUCUUCGUCUGCUUGCGCCGACGUCGGGCGGCGGCCGGUAGGCCUGCGGGGGCUGCGGCCGACGUGCACGAGGGUACCGCGCCUAUAACGGUGACCGUGGUGAGGACGGACAGGGACGCGGUGAGGCAGUCGCACUCACCGCCUCUCGCGCCGGCGAUGAUCAGCGACGGCAAGAAGCUGGUGUUCCUGGGGAGCGCGCCGGAGAGGCCCUACGACCUGGAGACGCUGCUGCAGGCGUCGGCCGAGGUGCUUGGCAAGGGCGCCUUCGGCACGACGUACCGCGCCACGAUCGAUGGCGGCGACCCCGUCCUCGUCGUCAAGAAGCUCCGCGAGGUGCACCUCUCCGAGAACGAGUUCCGAGACAAGGCGGCUGCGCUCGGCGCCCUCCACCACGACAACCUGGCCCGCCUGCGCGCCUACUUUUACAGCAAGGAGGAGAAGUUCCUCGUCUACGACUUCGUCGGCGCCGGCAGCCUAUCCGCCCUGCUCCACAACAAUGGCGUGGAGGGCCGCGCGCGGCUGGACUUCACUGCGCGCGCUCGCAUCUCGCUGGCGGCGGCGCGCGGAGUGGCGUUCAUCCACCGCGGAGGGGCCAAGUCGUCGCACGGCAACAUCAAGUCUUCCAACGUCGUAAUCACUGCCACACGCGACGGCGCCUACGUCGCCGACUACGGCAUCGCGCAGUUCGUGGGCGCCGCGGCGCUGCCGAGGCGGGGCGCGGGGUACCGCGCCCCGGAGGUGACCGACGCGCGAACAGUGCCACAGAGCGCCGACGUGUACAGCUUCGGCGUGGUCGUUCUGGAGUUGCUCAGCGGGCGCGCUCCGGCCCACGCGCUGCCGGACAGCGCCGCCGGCGUGGACCUGCCGCGGUGGGUGCGGUCGGUGGUGCAGGAGGAGUGGACGUCCGAGGUGUUCGACUCCGCCAUCGCCAACGAGCCGCGCGUCGAGGAGGAGAUGAUGCGGCUGCUGCAGCUCGGCAUGGAGUGCACCGAGCAGCGUCCUGACAAGCGGCCGUCGAUGGCCGAGGUGGAGGUGAGGAUCGAGCGCAUCGUCGAGGACGCGUGCCGGAAAGCCGAUUUCAGCAGCACGGACGGCAGCCGGAGCGUGUCGGCGUGA
This is a messenger RNA of Phragmites australis (common reed), 1959 nucleotides long. RefSeq names its product probable inactive receptor kinase RLK902. The transcript has 2 exons. Bases 1 to 1959 code for a protein of 652 amino acids. Gene Ontology annotation, biological process: protein phosphorylation. Gene Ontology annotation, molecular function: ATP binding; protein binding; protein kinase activity. The record is from RefSeq and is a predicted model, not a curated record. NCBI's taxonomy places the organism in Eukaryota, Viridiplantae, Streptophyta, Magnoliopsida, Poales, Poaceae.